GAUAUUAACGUUUAAAAAUAGCUAAAUAUGCGCGUCCGCCCGAUCUAUUAUUGUCGAAGACCCACCAAGCGCACGGCACGCCUGCUAGGCUAUUCCCACUCCUCGCGGCCCGCGCGCCGGGCACCCAAUGGGCCUUUGACAAUGGUACCUUUGACAAUAGUAGAGCGGGUGGACGCGCAUAUUCGACUAUCUUUAAACGUUAAUAUCUCGUUAAUUAUUGCGAGCAUUGCAAAAUAGUAGAGGAUUUUUUUAUUUAGAGUCCGCUCUACCUGCUCGAAACGAAUGGGGUCAUAUAUUCUUGCCACCCUGUAUGUAUACUUUCUACAAAAGCCUAUAGCUAUAUAAUACGAUGAAAGUUGUAGGGUACGGGAGUGGUGGAAUACAGUAAUAUAGCGCAUCUCGAUUUUAAGGCAUACAGUUUGGUUUUUACAUUGUUAUAAGAUAUAUUGAAUAUGGUUCAACAAAAUUCAAGUGUAUCUCUGCCAACAGGGCAACAAAUGCCCAUUUUAGGAUUUGGAACAUGGCACGCAAGCGGAGAAGAACUAGAAGCAGCUCUGGAUGCAGCUCUGGAAAUGGGAUACAGGCAUAUCGAUACGGCUGCAGUAUAUGAAAAUGAACGUUUUAUUGGUAACGUCUUAAAAAAAUGGUUGGAUUCGGGCAGGAUUAAAAGAUCCGAUCUGUUUAUUGUGACAAAGGUACCUCCUAAUGGAAACAGAUCUGGUGAUAUAGAAAAGUGGCUGAAAAGAUCGCUUCGUAAUUUGCGUUUAGCCUACUUAGAUUUAUAUCUUGUGCAUACUCCAUUUGCAUAUCAAGAUGCUGGAGAAGAAUUUCAUCCUCUUAAUGAAGAAGGAGAAAUAAUGAUUGAUACUGAUACGGAUCAUCUACAAAUUUGGUCGGCAAUGGAGAAUCAAGUGCUGGAAGGACGUACUAAAGCGAUUGGAUUAAGCAAUUUUAAUAUAACCCAAAUAAAAAAAAUAUUGAACAACGCUAAAUUACCUGUUUCCAAUGUACAAAUAGAAUUACAUGUUCAUUUCCAACAGAACAAACUGAUGAAGUUUUGUCAGGAGAACAACAUCAGUGUAACGGCGUACGCUCCUUUGGGUUCACGUGGAUUUGUUGAGAAAAUAGGAAAGGGAGACGUUGUGCUGCACUCAUUAAAAAACGUAACUGUAUUAGAAAUUGCGGAAAAAUACGAAAAAACAUCUGCACAAAUAUUACUUAAACACAUAAUUCAAAAAGGUAUAGCGACUAUACCAAAAAGUGUUGAUCCUUUGAGAAUUAAAGAAAAUAUUGAAUUAUUCGAUUGGGAACUCGAAGCUGAAGAUGUUAACAAGUUAAAUGCUUUGGAUAUGGGCGAAUCUGCACGCGUGUGUGAUUUCAAGUCAGGUUUUUUUAAAAGUCUAUCAAAGCAUCCAGAAUUUCCUUUUUAAGAUUAUCAUAUAGGCUAUCCCGAAAUUAGGUAAUGAAAAUACUAUAGCAAAAGAGGUUUCAAAAUAUUAAGUAAAAAAUUAUUUGUAAAUUUUUAUUUUGGUCUGAACAGUAGUUUUUGAGAUAAUAAGAAUUUAAAUAUGAUCAAUUACAGACUGCGUUUAGAUGACCAUCUGUUCUUGAAUCAUGCUUACGAUAGUAGCUCAGCAAGCGCUGUCAAGUGCGUAUUUCUUAUUAAUAUUAAAUCAGGUAAUCAUUUAAAGAUCUACAAUUGGCCAUAUUUAAAUCUUUAUAUUUCAAAAACUACUGCUAAAAAAAAUUU
This is a messenger RNA of Acromyrmex echinatior (Panamanian leafcutter ant), 1750 nucleotides long. RefSeq names its product 1,5-anhydro-D-fructose reductase. Lineage: Eukaryota; Metazoa; Arthropoda; Insecta; Hymenoptera; Formicidae. Gene Ontology annotation, molecular function: oxidoreductase activity. The record is from RefSeq and is a predicted model, not a curated record.